CUUCAAACAUUGAGCGAAUCAGACCAUUCUUAUUAAGGGAGCCCUGCUGGGGCGAAUGCUCAGCUCUUACAGGAGGCAACUGGACUAUACGAAUUAGAUAAGCUGGUUGGUGUCCCACUUUUAUGGUGAUCCAUGCCAUCAUUAGAUGGUUUCUGGCCGUUGUUAGUGCGCUUCGUCGAGGACCCUCUUUCGUCACAGCCCACUCAAGACUCCCAAAGACUAUUGUUUUUCUUUUUUUAUUCUUUACCGUCAAUCACCGUUCUGAUUGUUAUCCUCCUUCUUUGAUUUGUGAUUUAUUAUCUUGCUCCUUGCUUCUCCUCGCCAAAGCCCCUGUGAAUUGCUAUCAAUCUUCUGUUUUCCAUAAAUAUCGCUGUCCUGCCGCUCGUGCUGUCUCACUCGUGGCCUGCAGGAUCAGGCAUCCGAAACUAGCUCCUUUUCUUUUUUGCCCCUCAGCCUUAAUUUAGUUCUUCGACGACUUUCCUGGCCUGGUGCCCAAAAGAUUCGAUUUCACUCCAACUGCAGAAUUCUUCCCCAUUCUGUCUAUUUCAUGUAAAUUCUUUGUGUCCUCCACCUCUGAUUUGCCUCUCUUUUUAAUCUUCAGA
This is a messenger RNA of Aspergillus pseudonomiae, 602 nucleotides long. RefSeq lists its product as uncharacterized. The transcript has a single exon. The record is from RefSeq and is a predicted model, not a curated record. Lineage: Eukaryota; Fungi; Ascomycota; Eurotiomycetes; Eurotiales; Aspergillaceae. Bases 123 to 464 code for a protein of 113 amino acids.